GUUGCUACUGAGGCUCUUCCCUUCUGCUUUAUCCAUGUCGACCUGAGAACUCAGACUUUGCCAUGCAAACGGAUCACAGGAAAACAAGGAUCAAAGGUCUGUUUUCAAAGUAUCGUGUUCUUCUCAUCUUUGGGCUAUGCUUAUUCAUUCUGGGAUACUUCUGGCAGGCAUCCAAAGGAAGUUGGCUGAAGAGAAAAAUCUCAAUAUUGUGUGACACACAAAGAAACAAGAUUGAUCCUUUCCAUGGUUUACUGGGAAUAAAGGUAUCCAGAAACAAAACUAACGUCUUGCAUGGUUUGCCAGAAAUAGCAUUACCAAGAAUGGUUUACUCAAAGCCACACAUCUUUAAGCCACCGAGAACUGAUGUCCUUACAAUGACUCCCUGGCUUGCCCCAAUCAUUUGGGAUGGGACCUUCAACUUGGAAAUCCUGAAUGAGCAGUUCAGACAAAGGAACACAACCAUCGGACUGACAGUGUUUGCUAUCAAAAAGUAUGUCGUCUUUCUACAGCGAUUUCUAGCAACUGCAGAAACCUAUUUCAUGGUUGGGCAUAGAGUGAAGUAUUAUAUCUUCACCGAUAGGCCUGAAGCUAUUCCUAACAUGAAUGUCAAAGAAGGAAGGGAGAUAGUCCCUCUUAGAGUCCAAAAUUACCCCAGGUGGCAGGAAAUCUCCAUGCGCCGGAUGGAGAUGCUCAGUUAUUACUCUCAACAGCGCUUUAUCCAUGAAGUUGACUUUCUGGUGUGUGUUGAUGCAGACAUGCAAUUUAGCAAUGAAGUUGGAGUAGAGAUUUUGAGCGAGGUAUUUGGCACGAUUCACCCAGGUUUCUACGCUGCUGAGCGCCAAGCAUUCACCUAUGAACGACGUUCCACCUCUGAAGCUUACAUUCCUCUUGAUGAGGGUGAUUUUUACUACUGUGGAUGCUUCUUUGGAGGAACAGUGGCCGAGGUUCACAAGCUCACAAAGAAGUGCCACGAAGCCAUCAUGGCCGACAAAAGUAAAAGCUUGGAGGCCAUCUGGCAUGAAGAGAGCCACUUAAACAAGUAUUUUGUGUACCAUAAACCAACCAAAAUACUUUCCCCAGAAUAUCUGUGGGACAAUGGUUUAGGUAGUCCACAGUUUCUCAAGAAAAAGAGAUUCCUUACUGUCCCGAAGAACCAUGCUGCAAUCAGAAAUAAAAGAAAUUCAAAUCUGAAAUGAUAUUGAAACGUUUUCUGUUGAAUGAAUAACACUUGAAAUAAAAUAUUAUUUUUCAAAGGCCCAUCAUA
Eublepharis macularius is the source of this 1264-nucleotide messenger RNA. Its product is annotated as histo-blood group ABO system transferase-like. Gene Ontology annotation, molecular function: hexosyltransferase activity. Gene Ontology annotation, cellular component: vesicle; Golgi apparatus; membrane. Lineage: Eukaryota; Metazoa; Chordata; Lepidosauria; Squamata; Eublepharidae. Bases 63 to 1196 code for a protein of 377 amino acids. The transcript is spliced from 8 exons. Gene Ontology annotation, biological process: carbohydrate metabolic process. The record is from RefSeq and is a predicted model, not a curated record.